AGAGAGAGAGAGAGAGGAGAAUUCAAAAAUUAGGUUUUUACUGAUUAUUUUAAUCAAAUAACCUGUUCAUUUGUUUAUUUAUGUUUUGACUUUCAGUUUGCAGUCGUGUCCUAAGCACAGUAAUUUCCCGCCCCACGGGAGCGUGAAAUCUUUGAAAUUGGCCCCUCGAGUUUGAAAAGUAAAUGAGUUACAUUAACACUCUUUCCAUAGCUAGAGGAGAAGAUAAGCAGGAGGAGAAAGCUUGCGGGAGCAAUAAAUUGCUAGACAUAUUUUUUAGAAUCCUUGAUCAAUUUCGUAAGAAGCUCCUUCAAUCCUUCAAUCAAUUACUAUUUCAUGACUGCAUGAAUCUUUACUUUCUCAUGGUAAUAGUCCUAGGUAUGAAGCAAAUACAUCAGAGAAAGCUAAUGAAUAAUCGAGCAAUUGAAGUACUAAAAGUCUUACGAGAUGAAGUUUCAACCUUGAAAGACCAACAGCUUGUCAAGGCUGGGGUGCAUUCAGCAAUCUUUGUUGCUGUUGAAAAUGGGCUCAUUGAGUUUGUUGUUGAGAUUAUCAAGUCUCAUCCUUUAUUGCUCUGGGUGAGGAACGCAAAUGGUGAAAGCAUUAUUAAAGCUGCAGUCGUACAUCGUCAAGAAAAAAUAUUCAACCUCAUACAUGGAAUGGGUGGGCAGAAGACUAGAUUAGUUGGUGGCCGAGACAAAUUUGGUAACAAUAUAUUACAUUUGGCUGCAAGAUUGGCCACUGCUUCCCAACUUGAUAGAGUAGCUGGUUCAUCUCUACAAAUGCAAAGGGAGCUACAAUGGUUUAAGGCAAUCUUCAGUCAUUCAAACUAAAACCAUGACUUGAUAUUGUUAAUGUGGAAUAUAAGUUUUAUGUCUGUUUCUUGUUUUGCAUUAACCUUGGGUUAACAAUUAAAACUCCCACAUUUUAUCCUGGCUUAGAACAUGAAUUGGAUUAGGCUGUUUUUGUUUGAACAGAAACCAAAUUCCUUUUCAAGGACAAGCUAGUUACUAGACCAACUCUUUACUUCCCAAUUUGAUAUCUGUAGAGUUUUAAGUUUGUUCAUGCUGAGUAAUAAUUUUACAUGCAGUAAGAAUGUAUUUCCAUACCUUAGUUUGAUCAAUACCACCCAAACUGAAGGAAAGCAUACCCCAAAGCUAAAUUGAAGAAGUGGUUAGGCACACCAACUUGAAUGCUAACCCAAUACAACUUUUCAGCUUGAGAUCUGGUCUAAUCAAUGUAAGUUGACAAUUUCAGUUUGGUUUAGCACUUCAGAUGAAACAUAGAUCUUGUUAACUGGUUUAGCAUUUCAGUUCAAACCAUCCAAUCUAAAGAAAACCACUCCUGGAGCUGGAUCAAUUAGUUAAUUUCAUGCUGACACAAGUUGCAACCCUAGUUUUAAGAAGCAUUCAACACCUUGCCAAAUCAAUCCUAAUUCAUUUAUUAAAAAAUUGAAUCAAAUGUUGGUACUGCUCAAACUCAGAAUGUGGAAUAUCUUUGCUGAUGGAAAACCUACCAAGAGAUAAACCAACUUAGAUACUGUUAAUGCAAAAAAAAUCCUUGAUUUGAAUAUCCGUACCAUGUGAUUUAAAAAGUGCAUACCUAUUCUUUUCUCCUACAAGUUUUCCAAUGUUGGAAAUUAGAAAAUAAACUUGCAUUAAUUUCCUUGAUUUGAUGAUCUGUACCAUUCGAUUUAAAAGUUUGCACAUCUAUUCUUCUCUCCAAAAGUUUUCCACUCUGGGGUAUUAGAAAAUAAACUCACAUGACCACUCCCAUGUCUAAGAGGUAGGUUUAUACUAAAUG
This is a messenger RNA of Vitis vinifera (wine grape), 1800 nucleotides long. RefSeq lists its product as uncharacterized. NCBI's taxonomy places the organism in Eukaryota, Viridiplantae, Streptophyta, Magnoliopsida, Vitales, Vitaceae. Bases 183 to 830 code for a protein of 215 amino acids. The transcript is spliced from 3 exons. The record is from RefSeq and is a predicted model, not a curated record.